CACCAGGGAGGGGUCACCUGUCAAGAGCACUAUUCAAAACCAGGAACCAAGGUGUGGUCUGAGCUCCUUUAAGCUCAACAGUUUGGGGGCUCCUGGUGAAUCCCCAGAGAAGAGGCCAGAAGAGGAGGAUGGAAGGGGGGUGGCCUUUGGAGGGGGGAGUCCUCCUCUGCCUCACUGUCAGCCUUCUGCUUCCAGGAGGAGGCGAAGCUUUCACCAUCAAUUGCUCUGGCUUUGACCAGUAUGGGGUGGAUCCUGCUGCCUUCCAAGCAGUGUUUGACAGAAAGGCCUUCCGUCCAGUCGUCAACAACAGCAUUCCCACUCAAGUCAACAUCUCCUUCACCCUGUCUGCCAUCCUGGAAGUGAAUGCACAGCUCCAGCUUCUGACAUCAUUCCUGUGGAUGAAUUUGAUGUGGGACAAUCUUUUAAUCAGUUGGAACCCCGAAGAGUGCGUCAGCCUCAAAAGACUCACUGUCUCAGCUGAAAACCUGUGGAUCCCAGACAUCUUCAUCUUGGAAUCCAUGGAUGUGGAUCGAGCACCACCAGGUCUCACCGCCUUUGUCAACAGUGAAGGUCGAAUGAAGUACGACAGGCCAGUGCGGGUGACCAGCAUCUGUAACCUGGACAUCUUCUACUUUCCUUUCGACCAACAGAACUGCACGCUCACCUUCAGUUCCUUCCUCUACACAGUGGACAGCAUGCUACUGGGCAUGGACAAGGAGGUUUGGGAGAUAACAGAUACAUCUCGUAACCUCAUCCAGACCCAGGGAGAGUGGGAGCUCCUGGGCAUCAACAAGGCCACCCCAAAGAUGUUGGUCGGCAGCAACCUAUAUGACCAAAUCACGUUCUAUGUGGCCAUCAGGCGCAGGCCCAGCCUCUAUGUCAUAAACCUCCUGGUGCCCAGUGGCUUUCUGGUUGUUAUCGACGCCCUCAGCUUCUAUAUUCCGGCAGAAAGCGAGAAUCGUGCCCCAUUCAAGAUGACACUUCUGCUGGGCUACAACGUCUUCCUGCUCAUGAUGAAUGACUUACUCCCAGCCAGUGGCACCCCCCUCAUCAGUGUGUACUUUGCCCUGUGUCUGUCCCUAAUGGUGGUCAGCCUGCUAGAGACCAUCUUCAUCACCUACCUGCUGCACCUGGCCACCACCCAGCCCCCACCCAUGCCUCAGUGGCUCCACUCUCUGCUUCUCUACUGGGCCAGCCCAAGGAAAUGCUACCCCUUUGUGCCCCAGAAGGGAAAUAAGGGCCUGGGCCCCACCCCCAACCACCUGCCUGGCAUGAAGGAGCCCGUGGAGUUGGUGGGGAAGGUGGCAGGUCCCAGAGAAGCAGAGUUAACUGGGAGCCCCGAGUCAAGGAUCCAGGAGGAACAAGAGGCUCAGAGACAGCCCUUGGUCAACCUGUGGGUGCAGUUCAGCCACAUGAUGGACACCCUGCUCUUCCGCCUCUACCUGCUCUUCAUGGCCACCUCCGUGGUCACGGUCAUCGUCCUCUGGAACACCUAAGCAGAUAUCCACAUCCACUUCUCCCUGCAGACCACAGCUGCAGUUUCUCUUGGUGUUAGAGCCAGCCAGACCUGGGCCCCUUUUCUGAUCUUAGCCACUUAUCCCCAUUUAUAUUCCCCAUUUAUACUCCCCAAACUCCAACCCUAAGGAGCAGGUUCAGAACUGCCCCAAACAAAUUCCUGAUUUCUCAUAUGCCAUGGUUCUCAUUCCUAAACACUUUCAGUAUUCCUUAGCCACACCUAACUUCUGACUUAAAAAUGGAGGUCGGGGUCAGCAGAGUCUCUCCUUGAUUGAUUGUCCCAAGAAUCAGGAGGUUUCUUCAGGAGGUACUGGCUCCUCAGUACAUUUAGGGUAGGUCUACAAACACUGGAGCGAGAGUCUUCUUGCAGACACUCUGAUAGCUCACUCUAAACAACUGUAAUCUAAUGUGAUUUGAAGUCUUUCAGACACAUUUACAGAUUUUAAAAAAUGAAAAGGUCAAGUCUCAUUUGUAAGAAAUCACUGUAAAAUAUUUAUAAUUGCAAAAUGCUUCUUUCAUCAACCACUUUCAUUUCACUUGCCUUUACCUCUCUCAUUCCUGAAACUGUUCUUUGAAAUAAAUGAUAUAUUGUAUCUCUCCCCACCUCCAGAGUUCACAAAAUCAAACAGGGAGGGCCUUCUGAAUAUAUGCUUGGGGGCACCUGUGUGGCUCAGUUGGUUAAGCGUCUGACUCUUGACUUCCACUCAGAUCAUGAUCUCAGGGUCAUGAGAUUAAGCCCUGCUUGGGGCUUCACACUCAGCAGAGUCUGCUUGAGAUUCUCUUUCUCCCUCUGUCUCUGCCCCGCCCCCCACUUGCGCUCACUCACUUUCUUGCUCAAAUAAAUAAAUAAAAUCUGAUAUACAUGCUUAGAGGAGGCCUAGGAAGGCUGGUUAAGGACCUCAAUUAAAGGGCUCAAGUUAAACAAAUCAUCACAUAGCCAUACAAUUAGAUGAUUUGUAGCCAUUUAAAGUAAGACUAUAGAUCAAAGUUAAUACCAUGGAAACAACAGGUCCCUGACAUAUAAAGUGGAAAAAACAAGUUACAAAACAGUUUUUAUAUGUUAAGUUCUGUUUGAAAAGAAAGAAAGAAAGAAAGAAAUUAAAGAAAAACAGGGCUUGAGAGAAGUGCAGAGAAAAAAGUGCAGAUGGCUAGAGACCAGAACAUAAGCAAACUUUGUCCUGGAUAAUGGGAUGAGAAAUGAUUACCCUUUUCUUUUAUAUCUUCACCUGUGUUUUCUUAGUUGUUUUCAAUGAACAUGUAUUAUGUUUACUAUCAAAAACCCCCUAGUUUUUAAAGUGUUCCUAAUCAAUAGUACUUUACACCUUCCUGGGUAGAUAUGAUCUUGGGAAGGAUUCUAACAGCUGGCCCUCAGGAACUGAAAAGGGAAGAAAAAGAAGACCAAAGACAAAUUUCUGAAUUAUACUUCAAUUAGGUGAAUACAUUUCAGAGAUUUAUUUAUAUUUCUGUCUCCACUAAGAGAGUAUAGAUCUUCGUGUAGAUCAGGUACAAUGUCUCAUUCAUUUUUAUAACUCAGUAUAUGGUAAUAAUCCUGAUAUACCAUGGGUCCUUAAUACAGACUCACUGAGUGAUUAAAUGUAUGCAUUAAUGCCAGCCAACCAAGAAUCCGUAUUUUACUCUCCCUAGUUAAAAUCCCUUUAGCCCAUCCUGGUAUAUUUUAUUUUAUUUUUCCAUGUCUCAUAUGGAAAAUUAGCAACCCAUUUUUAUAAAUCAACUUUGCCUUUGAGUUCUUAAAGAUGUUAAUUAUAUACCAACAGGCAUUUCUGCUUGCACAUUCUCAUGUGUUUCUUUCCAUUACUCAGAACAUAUUUCUCAUGCAGAAACCUGUCCUUGACUUUUGCCAAUAGCAUACAGUGAAGAGUGUUUACCACAUCUUUCAGGAAUUUCAAAUUUCUUAACAUCACUUUUGCAUCAUUUCUUUUCCCUUUCCCAUCUCCACAUUUAUAUUUCUCUAGAUGUCAUUUUCUAAUUUUUUUUCCACCUGUUGACAGGUGGCUUUGGGUUUUCUGUGUCAAGACCAUUAUAACUGACAAUAUCCUUUGCAAAAGAACAUCCUGUUCAUAUGUUAGGGUUGAGGUGAGCCUUGUGGUCUGAAAUAUGACCUAAAAACAAAGCAAAACAUUUUAAGGCAGUACUAGCUUAGACAUGUCAUCAGGAACAAUAGGAGUAUUUCACAGCUUCGGAGCAGGUGCUUCUGGUUCCUGCCAUCCUUCUCCCAUUUAAAAGAUAUAUAUAAAUAGUAGCCCUUGUGAUAAUAACUUUAUUUUCUUUCCCUCCAGUUUCUAUUAUAAACCUCUGUUAAGAAUGUGUUUUGGGGGGCGCCUGGGUGGCUCAGUGGGUUAAGCCUCUGCCUUCGGCUCAGGUCAUGAUCGCAGGGUCCUGGGAUCGAGUCCCGCAUCAGGCUCUCUGCUCGGCAGGGAGCCUGCUUCCUCCUCUCUCUCUCUGCCUGCCUCUCUCCCUACUUGUGAUCUCUC
Molecule: messenger RNA, 4007 nt
Organism: Mustela lutreola (European mink)
Lineage: Eukaryota; Metazoa; Chordata; Mammalia; Carnivora; Mustelidae
Product: 5-hydroxytryptamine receptor 3C-like
Exons: 9
Coding region: 129-1496 (455 amino acids)
Biological process (GO): chemical synaptic transmission; regulation of membrane potential; monoatomic ion transmembrane transport
Cellular component (GO): synapse; membrane; neuron projection
Molecular function (GO): extracellular ligand-gated monoatomic ion channel activity; neurotransmitter receptor activity; transmembrane signaling receptor activity
Source: RefSeq, a predicted model, not a curated record